Molecule: messenger RNA, 1159 nt
Organism: Camelina sativa (false flax)
Lineage: Eukaryota; Viridiplantae; Streptophyta; Magnoliopsida; Brassicales; Brassicaceae
Biological process (GO): rRNA base methylation
Cellular component (GO): nucleus; small-subunit processome
Molecular function (GO): rRNA (pseudouridine) methyltransferase activity; rRNA binding
Source: RefSeq, a predicted model, not a curated record
UUAUAUGUGAAACUAAAAAAAAAAACAAUAAGGGACAAAACUCAAAUUAGGGUUUAUCAAAGAUUCAGUCGCCUGCUCACUUCAAUUUCUUCACAAGCUCAAGACUUUUCGUAGUUUUGAAGGAAGAUGGUGAGGCCGUAUGGGAUUAAAGUGAACAAGAGAAAGGAGAGAACAGAGAGGUAUGAUAAGGAAGAAGAUGAAGAAGAGGAGCAACCAAAGUUUGAGCAAAAGAAAAAGGCAGGUGAGAGUUCGAAGAAGGCUAAGAAAGCAAACACUCCGAUAGCAGAGGAAGAUAAUGAAGAGAAUGAAAUAACUGAGGAAGAAGAAGAAGAAGAAGAAGAAGCAGCAACAGCAGAGGAUAUUGUUGGAGGUAUACCUAUUGUCCUUAAGGAUCGUAGCACGGACAGGCCUGGAGUUGUUUUUGUGCUUGAGAAGGCCUCUCUUGAAGUUGCCAAAGUUGGAAAGACUUACCAGCUACUAAACUCGGAUGAUCAUGCUCAUUUCUUGAAAAAAAAUGACAGGAAUCCAGCUGAUUACCGACCAGAUAUCACUCAUCAGGCUCUUCUUAUGAUUCUGGAUAGUCCAGUUAAUAAGGCUGGGAGGUUGAAAGCAGUAUAUGUUAGAACAGAAAAAGGUGUCCUUUUUGAAGUUAAGCCGCAUGUUCGUAUACCUAGAACCUUCAAACGAUUUGCCGGGAUCAUGUUGCAAUUGCUACAAAAGCUGAGCAUUACUGCAGUUGGCAACCGUGAGAAACUUUUAAGGUGUAUCAAGAACCCUGUCGAAAUUCAUUUACCGGUUAACUCCCGGAAAAUAGGCUUCUCGCACAGCUCUGAAAAGCUUGUCAAUAUGCAGAAACACCUAACUACUGUCUGUAAUGAUACAGACACAGUUUUUGUGGUCGGCGCAAUGGCACAUGGGAAAAUAGAUUGUGACUAUAUUGAUGAUUUUGUGUCAAUUUCAGGGUAUCCAUUGAGCGCAGCCUACUGUAUCUCAAGAAUCUGCGAGGCAUUAUCAACAAAUUGGAAUAUUAUAUAAAGAUAUUACUAAGUUGUUUCGUUUUCUUCUCUCUACUGUUCUAAUACUGGGAACUACUACUUUUCAAGUUAUGUUGAUAUACAUUGUUCAUCUACUAUCAAAUUUAUAACUUUUCGUUAGGAAA